Protopterus annectens (West African lungfish) is the source of this 1206-nucleotide messenger RNA. RefSeq names its product 3-hydroxyacyl-CoA dehydratase 1 (gene HACD1). Lineage: Eukaryota; Metazoa; Chordata; Ceratodontiformes; Protopteridae. Gene Ontology annotation, molecular function: phosphatase activity; 3-hydroxyacyl-CoA dehydratase activity. Gene Ontology annotation, cellular component: endoplasmic reticulum membrane. The record is from RefSeq and is a predicted model, not a curated record. The transcript is spliced from 7 exons. The coding region runs from base 119 to 844 and encodes 241 amino acids. Gene Ontology annotation, biological process: sphingolipid biosynthetic process; very long-chain fatty acid biosynthetic process; dephosphorylation.
UUCAGACUGUAGUGGGCACAAUCCAUGUGCAGUGUUAUUUGAGACAGAUGACAGGGUGUUCACUUCAGCUGUUAACCGAGCUUGCAGCUCUAACUGACUUCCUUCUAUCUCCACCACAAUGGCACCCACUGAAGAGGAAAGUACUGUAGACGAGAAGGACAAUAACAAAAAGAAAACCAUAGGUGCUUUUGCGACAGCAUGGCUUGCCUUUUACAAUAUUGCCAUGACUGCUGGGUGGCUGGUAUUAGCUGUGGCAAUGAUCCGGUUUUACAUAGAGAAAGGAACACACAAGGGUCUGUAUGGAACCAUUCAAAAGACUCUCAAAUUUUUCCAGACAUUCGCUUUGCUUGAGAUUAUCCAUUGUGCGGUUGGUAUAGUCCGCACUUCUGUGCUUGUCACAGGGGUCCAAGUCAGUUCAAGAAUCUUUAUGGUGUGGUUUAUUGCCAAUAGUAUAAAACAGAUCCAGAAUGAGACAAGUGUCAUUAUUUUCCUGGUUGUGUGGACAGUGACUGAGAUAACCCGAUAUUCCUACUACACAUUCAAUCUGCUGAACCAUUUGCCAUACUUCAUUAAAUGGGCCAGGUACAACUUAUUCAUUAUCUUGUACCCCGUUGGAGUGGCUGGUGAACUCCUGACUAUUUAUGCAUCCUUACCAUACGUGCAGAAAUCAGGCAUGUACUCACUGAGACUUCCUAACAAGUACAAUGUCUCUUUUGACUACUACUACUUCCUUAUUGUUAUGAUGAUCUCCUACAUACCAUUAUUUCCACAGCUGUAUCUUCACAUGUUUCGCCAGAGAAGAAGGGUGCUACACGGGGAAGUGAUUGUAGAAAAGGAGGAUUAACCCAGCUGCAUAAUCCUAAUCCUAUUCCAAAGAUGACAAGAAUAAGCAUCACAAAAUUAUGAGAUUAAAACCCUGAAUGAAUACAUGGAGCAAUAACAAAAGCAGAACACAAGUGACCUUUGACUGGAUCUGUCUUGUACAGUUUUGUUUUGGAUUGCAGGUACAAAAUGUAAAAGUUAAUGAUGAAGGCUUUUCGAAUGGACACAUCCUGUGACAUUUCCAUUGUUAUGACUACUUCUGAAGACACAGCAUAUACUACAACUUAAAUGAUAUUAUAAUACAGGCAAGAUGAGUCGAAGUAUAUUUUCUGCUCUUAAAAGAACAGUACAAUCAGAAUAAAACUUCACUGAAUGGGACGAUCA